AUGUCCGAGCUGGCGCUGGACGGGGCAGAGGUUGUCGUGCAGCGCUACGGUGGCCCAGACUCUCAGCUCCCCACCUUCCUGCGGGCUCAGCGCGCCAACUACCGGGAACUCACCCUCUACGACUGGGGCCUGCCCGAAGACCGCGGCCCCGUUUUGUCCCUCAUCAACGAAAUGGAGCAGGGCCAUAUCGACGCCCUGGCAUUUACCAGCCGACCCCAGGUGCCCAAUUUGCUGACCAUUGCCGCCGAAGCCGGUAAAGAAGACUCUCUGCGGCACUGCCUGUCUGGACCGGUUGCCGUUGCGUCAGUGGGCCCCGUGUGUACCCGGAAGCUGGAGGAAUGCGGAAUUACCGUGAACGUGGAACCCGAACAUCCCCACAUGGGCAACCUGGUGUUGGCGGUUGCUGACUACUUCAACGACGCCAGCUAG
Messenger RNA from Geodia barretti, 429 nucleotides. Lineage: Eukaryota; Metazoa; Porifera; Demospongiae; Tetractinellida; Geodiidae. The record is from the annotation of a GenBank genome assembly.